UUCCUGUUGGAGUGUAAAUGGGGACAUGACAUAGACGUGUGUGGCAUAAAAUUUCAAGUAUUUCUCUGGGGUGUGUUUGAUUUCCACUGGGACUGAAAGAACAUUGGAUUUUAAAUAUUGACGCCUUGACCCGGCGGGGUGGCUGACUGCUAUGGAAGCGGUACCUCGAAUGCCGAUGAUAUGGCUAGAUUUGAAAGAAGCAGGGGAGUUCCAGUUUAGCACGUCUGUGAAGCAGUUCAUUUUGAAGAACUAUGGAGAAGAUCCGGAUAGUUAUAAUGAGCAGCUGAAGAAACUGGAGCAACUUCGGCAGAGUGCUGUAAACGUGACCCGAGACUUUGAGGGAUGCAGCACACUGCGGAAGUACUUUGGGCAGCUUCACUACUUGCAAAGUCGUGUGCCCAUGGGGCCAGGGCAGGAGGCCGCUGUGCCCAUCUCCUGGACUGAGAUUUUCUCUGGGAAGACGGUCAGCCAUGAUGACAUUAGCUAUGAGCAAGCCUGCAUCCUCUAUAACUUGGGAGCGCUGCACUCCAUGUUGGGAGCCAUGGACAACAGGGUGUCUGAGGAGGGAAUGAAGGUGUCUUGCACGCACUUCCAGUGUUCUGCUGGGGCCUUCUCCUACCUCAGGGAUCACUUCAGCCACAACUUCAGUGUGGAUAUGAGCCACCAGAUCCUCAAUCUCAACAUCAAUCUCAUGCUGGGUCAGGCCCAGGAAUGCCUUCUAGAGAAAUCAAUGCUGGAUAACAGGAAAAGUUUCCUUGUGGCUCGAAUCAGUGCCCAGGUAGUGGACUAUUACAAGGAGGCAUGCCGGGCAUUGGAGAACUCUGAAACAGCGUCCAUGUUGGGAAAGAUCCAGAAAGACUGGAAGAAGUUGGUGCAGAUGAAGAUCUACUACUUUGCUGCUAUCGCUCAUCUGCAUAUGGGAAAGCAGGCUGAGGAGCAGCAGAAGUUUGGAGAGCGGUUGGCUUAUUUGCAGAGCUCUAUAGAUAAGCUCAGUGAAGCUUUGAAGUUGGCUAAGGGUCAGCCAGACAGUGUACAGGAAGCUCUGAAGUUCACUAUGGAUGUAAUUGGCGGAAAGUUUAAUUCUGCAAAGAAGGACAAUGAUUUUGUUUACCAUGAGACUGUCCCAUCUUUGGAAACACUACCAUCAGUAAAGGGUGCCCCACUGGUCAAAGCCCUGCCUGUGAAUCCAACCGACCCCACGGUCACUGGUCCCGACAUCUUCUCUAAACUGGUGCCAAUGGCUGCCCACGAGGCCUCCUCUCUCUACAGUGAGGAGAAGGCCAAGCUGCUGCGGGAGCUCGUGGCCAAGAUUGACGGCAAGAAUGAGACACUAGAGCAGUUUAUGGACUCUGUGAGCCUGGACCCAGACUCCGUAGAUAACAUGGACAUGUACAACACCAUCCCUCCUGUGCUCAUGGAGAAAUGUGCUGCUCUCAGUGUCAGACCAGACACGGUGAAGAGCCUCAUUCAGUCCAUGCAGGCCCUGUCGGGCGUGUUCACAGACGUGGAGGCGUCGCUGCGGGAGAUCCGGGACGUGCUGGAGAAGGACGAGGCCGAGGAGCGGAGCCUGCAGGAGGCGGCGGGGAAGCAGGCGGUGCCCCCUCAGCCCGCCGGCCUGGCCGAGCUGCGGCGCGACCUGGAGAAGUACCUGGAGUACCACGAGAAGGCCAGCUUCACCAACACCGAGCUGCACCGCGCCAUGAACCUGCACAUCAGCCACCUCAGGCUGCUGGGGGGACCACUGGACAGCCUGAGAGAGGCGCUGCCCCGGCCAGAGCUCAGCGAAGAGGAUGCAGCGGGUCUCCAGUGCAUCAAGAGGAUUCUGGGUAAAGUGCAGGAGAUGCGAGACCAGCGCGUUUCCCUGGAGAAACAACUGCGAGACCUUAUCCAGCAGGACGACAUCACCACUGCGCUGGUCACCACAGAGCGUGCGGAGAUGAAGAGGUUGUUUGAGGAGCAGCUGAAGAAGUAUGACCAGGUGAAGUUGUACAUAGACCAGAACCUCGCUGCUCAAGAGAAUAUCCUGAAGGCCCUGACCGAGGCCAACGUCCAGUCGGCCAAUGCCCGGAAGGCCCUCGCCGACACUGAACACAAGUGGAACAGCACCGUGCAGACACUGGUGGCAUCGUAUGAGGCUUAUGAGGACCUGAUGAAGAAGUCCCAGGAGGGGAAGGAGUUUUAUGAGGACCUGGAGGGGAAGGCCACCAAACUGCUGGAGAAAGCCAAGGCUGUGUGCCAAGCCAGGGAGGAGGAAAGGCAAGCUAUUCUGGAGAGAGAGCUCCAGAAGAAGGCCCCACAAAGACCCACCGCUCCAAAGCCUGCACCAAAGAAGGCCGCAGACAUCGACCCCAAUAGCAUUGAGGACCCUGAGCUGGCAGAGCUGACGGCCGCCAUUCUGGCCCUGGGAGGAGAUCUUCCGGAGGAGCUACGGAGUAUGCCGCCCGAGUUCGCCCUGCCCCCCUCGGCGCACGCUCCUGUCCCAGGCGUGGCCCCCAGCUCCUCCGUGCAGUGGCCUCCCACUGCCCCAUCGGGGCUGUACGCACCCAUGCGCUUCCCCCACAAUCUGCCCCCUCCUGAGCUCCUGGCUCGCAUCUCUCGCCUCCCCACCCCAGGUUACCCCCAGAGUCUGCCUCCAGGUCGCCAUCCCCACCAGCUUCCCCAGUACUCCAUGCCACAGGCGCCAGCCUCUCAGCCCCCAGCUGUCUCUGCCUACGCUCCCCAACACUCACAGGCCCACAUGGGCCCACCUGUAGCCCCAGGCCCUGCCACAGCUCAGGCUCCAGUCAGGCCAUCCACCACUACCGUGGACAGCAUCCAGACUCCCAUUCCAAGCUACGCACCUACCCCGGGUCAGCCGAUGCCACAGGCACCAGGUCCACACCAGCCAGUGCCGGUGUCUGUCGGGUACACACCGGGCCCACAGAUGGGCUCCUACCAUCAGUAUAUGCAGCAGCAGCAGCCGGGAGUUCCCCAGGGAAUGCCUCCUCAGCAGCAGCAGCAGCAGCAGCAGCAGCAGCAGCAGCACUUUCCCCAGGCCCCUUCAUCUAUACCUGGCCAUCAGCCACCCCACUACCAGCCAGUCCCUGCACAGCAGCCAGUGUCCCGGCCAAUGCCAGGGCCCCAGGUGCCAAUGCAACCUCAAGGCCAGUACCACCAGUACAUGCCCCAGCAAAGGCAGCCUGGGCCUCCGAACUUCCCUCAGGCUUAUCUCCCUGGGCAGGUCCCACCUGGGAUGCCGACGGGGGCACCUUCUCCACAGUCCCACCCCCACCAUGGUCAGCCCCAGCUCCAGCAGGGGUAUCCCCCUGUGUCCAUGGUCCCCGGGUCCCAUCCAACACAGGUGCCUGUUAGUGCUGUCGCACAGAAUCAGAUGCCCCCACACGGUCCCCAUCCACAGGUGCCUCCCACUUCACAGCCAAUGCCUCCGGCCUCCAUGCCAUACUUACCCCAUGUGAGGCAGCAAAUGCCCCCAGCAUCCCAGCCAUAUAUGCCCACAGUCAACCCCCAAAUGCAGCACUCUCAGCACCCUCAAAUGCCCCUGCCCUCUCAACAAAUGCCCUUGGGGCCUCAUAUGCAGAUGCCACCAGGGUCCCAGUCAAGAAUGGCACCCCCUAACGCUCAGUUGCCACCAACUUCUCAACCCAUGCCCCCUGUAUCUCAUUCCCAAAUGCCGCCUGUGUCAAAGCAGUUGUCGCCUCCAUCUCACCCGCAAAUGCCGCCAGGCCCCCAGCAGCCCCCCCACCCCGCUCACCCGAACCAGAUGCCCCCUCAGCCCCUUCACCCGCCCACAUUCCAGCAGACGCACUUGCCAAGGGGUCCUCAGGUCCAGAUGCCCCCGGCCUCAAUGCCCUCCCAGCCCCCCAUGCACCCCAACGCUCUGCCACCUCAGCGCCACUCUCACCCUCAGGGUGUCCCACAGACCCAUCCCCAGAUGCCCCCUCACGUUGCCCAGCAGCCCAUGCGUAUGCCCCACCAGCCUCUCCCACCCCAUACAGGCCCUAUGGGCUACCCUGGAGCGCCUUACAUGAUCCACCAACAGGGACCUCCGGCCUCCUCCCAACAAGCGCAGCCUCAGCCGUUGACUCCACAGCCCAUGGCUCCCCAGCCUCUCGCCCCCCAGCCCAUGCCUCAGCCCCCUCCUGCAUCUUUCGCUCCCUCUCAUGGUGGAAAUGUGCCACCUGGACCCGUACAGCACCCGAGUGCAGUGGGCUCUGGCCCAGCACCUCAGAACAUGAUCCCACCGAUCCCUCCGUCGACCGGCGCGGUUGGGGCCCAAGCGCCCAACGUCCUCCCCUCCCCAGCUCCGUCUCCAUCGCCCUCGCCGGGGCCCCCGUCUUUAGGCAUGAACCCGCAGCGCCCAUCCCCCGCCCUCACGCCUGUCGGGGUGACUCCGCUGCCUCAGGCUCUGUCGUCCUCCACCUCUUCCUCCUCCUCGUCUUCCUCCUCUGGCCAUGCUUCGGACCCCCUGUUCCAGCGGCAGAACUCUAGCACCGACGACCUGCUCUCCUCCAGCCCCGAGAGUCAACACGGUGGCGCUAAAGACAACGUCCUGCUGCCCACCAAAGCCGACCCCCAGGAGGACGGUCAGAGGCGCAAGAAGUCCGAGGCCGUCCGGCUCAUCGAGGGUGACCCGUACCAGGCUCCGGAGCGGAUGUUGCGACUCUGCGCCGAGCUGGAACGUUUCCGAGCCACGGUGCAAUCCCUGGAGCACCCAACUGGGGAAGGGGGUCUUUCGGAGCUGGAUGCCAGAUGGAAAGAGCUCCAAGACCAGCAGGAGAAGGACGCCAGGCAGCUCUCCAUCGCCAUCGCACGCUGCUACACCAUGAAGAACCGACACCAAGAUAUCAUGCCUUACGACCGUAACCGCGUUGUCCUGCGCUCGGGCAAGGAUGACUACAUCAACGCAAGCUUCAUCGAGGACUUGUCUCCGUACUGCCCCCGGCUCAUCGCCACCCAGGCUCCACUCACAGGAACGGCGGCCGACUUCUGGCUCAUGGUAUAUGAGCAGAAGGUGUCGCUGGUGGUCAUGCUUGUGUCUGAACAGGAACUUGAGAAGCAAAAGGUGCUGCCUUAUUUCCCCUCGGAGCGAGGUCAGCAGCUCUCUCAGGGACCAAUCACACUCACCCUUACCACCCAGAAGACCACGCCCACACACGUGGAGCGCAUGAUCAGCCUGCAGUACCGUGACCAGAGCCUCAAGCGCACAGUCAUCCACCUGCAGUUCACCUCCUGGCCUGAGCUUGGGCUGCCUGACAGCAAGAGCAACCUGAUACGCUUCAUCCAAGAGGUCCAUGGCCACUUCCUGCACCAGAGGCCUUUACACACUCCCGUUGUGGUGCACUGCAGCUCUGGCGUGGGCCGCACUGGCGCCCUCUGCCUGUUGUAUGCUGCACUGCAAGAGGUCGAGGCUGGAAAUGGCAUCCCUGACAUGAUCCUGUUGGUGAGGAAGAUGAGGCAGCAAAGGAAGAACAUGCUGCAAGAGAAGUUGCACCUGAAGUUCUGCUAUGAGGCUGUCCUGAAGCACGCAGAGCAAGUCCUUCAGCGCCACGGGGUUGCUGCUAUCCCGUGCAGCAAGACUGUCAACAACGCUGCCAUUAAGCCCUACUCCAGACAGGAGUCCCAGGACAUUGUCCUGGGCGGAGACCUGCCCAUCAGCUCCAUCCAGGCCACCAUUGCCAAGCUCAGCAUCCGGCCCCAGAGCGGCAGCGACUCGGAGCAGGAGUCCAGCCUGGAUCUGUACCCCUCUGCUCCGGCCGAUCUCUCCCUCCAGGUGGCCCCAGAGUGCCCGAACGACGCAGCGCUACACGACCCCUUCCCCAGUGAGCCUCAGCCUUCCUCCUGCAGUCCGCCUCCUUCCGUCUCCUCGUCCUCCUCCUCCCCGGCCAAAGUUCAGUCCCCUUCACCGCUGGCUAACCAAGGCAAUGGGUUCGUGGAGCCUUCCCCAGGCUCUCCUACAUCCAAUCACCAUACCGCGCCUGCCUUGGAUCCUUCGGGGACGGCUUCCCCUCCCCCUGGCCCCACCUCCUCGUCUCUGGACCUCCUGGCUUCCAUGACGGCCGAGGCCUUCACGCUAGACGCCGCGUGCCGGGGCAAGCCGCGAAUCAACAAGCAGAGCUUCCUCCAGCCCCAGGAGGGGCAGGGCUUGCAGGGGCCGCCUCAAGGCGACGACCCCCUCAGCAACCUGGAUCCUCUCUGGACCCUCAACAAGACCUGAGGAGUCGAGAGCCGCUCCCGCUCCAUCACUUCUCCCUCUGUUCCUGUUCGUCUCCAUUUCGUCUAGUCAUCCGUUUAUCACGCCAGGGGAUUCCUGGAUCUUCUCUUUUAAUCGACACCCUGACGUUGUCUGUGCCUGUGGGACCGUGUCACUGUGCGUCAGUUUAUUUAUAUCUGAGGGACAGGGGAGAGGAUCUCCACACACCCUAGCGUCCCGUCCCGCCCCCCCAAGUCCAGUUUCACCGUGUUCAGCAUUCCAGAACUGACCGUUUCCUCAGCAUGCACCUCUCUCGUGUCUCUUCACCAACGCUGCUGGACACUUACAUGGACUUGAAAUCAUUCAGUGUCUUUACACCAAAAAAAAAAAGAUGGUUGGCAUGAUUGAGGCUUUAUGGUGAAGUGCGCUUGCUAGCAGAGAGUCUGUUCUCGUACAGGAGGCCUUCUUAAGGACUGACUUGUUGGUUUCUGAAUUGGCACGUUGAUACUGGGCACGGUUCCACUGCUGCUUAUUCUGUGGCUUGUCUCUUGUCAAGAUUAUUGCACACGUUUAGUGAUAUAGCGAUCUGCUGUAUCCAUCAUAUGGUAUUAACAGUAGGGCCAAGUUGUAGCUGGAGAUUAAGACCUAGGACAUCCUAGACUGAUUGAAGUACUACUUUUACACUUACUGAAUUGGCACUUCUAGAUCAUUGCAUUCUAACGAGUUGAUUCUUUCUUGCCUUUCUUUUAACAUUGUGUAUAUAUCUAUCAAUAUCUUAAUUAAAAUCUGAAUCCUGGAAAUUGUCUUGUGCAAUUUGUUUGUCAAAAACAAAAAUGUUGUGAGACAAUUGUGUAAUACUCGCAAUAAAACCAUUCUCUUGAAAUAAUUGCAACAAACCAGGAUUAAUCAUUGAAAUUACCAGUCUUUUGAUGCCUAUGGAAAUAAAUGAAUCAUUAUUUUAAAUAUCA
This is a messenger RNA of Alosa sapidissima (American shad), 7158 nucleotides long. RefSeq names its product protein tyrosine phosphatase, non-receptor type 23, a (gene ptpn23a). Bases 152 to 6214 code for a protein of 2020 amino acids. The transcript is spliced from 25 exons. Gene Ontology annotation, molecular function: protein tyrosine phosphatase activity; protein binding. Gene Ontology annotation, cellular component: endosome. Lineage: Eukaryota; Metazoa; Chordata; Actinopteri; Clupeiformes; Clupeidae. Gene Ontology annotation, biological process: protein dephosphorylation; endocytic recycling; early endosome to late endosome transport. The record is from RefSeq and is a predicted model, not a curated record.